This is a messenger RNA of Castor canadensis (American beaver), 1539 nucleotides long. Its product is annotated as aldehyde dehydrogenase 1A1-like. NCBI's taxonomy places the organism in Eukaryota, Metazoa, Chordata, Mammalia, Rodentia, Castoridae. Gene Ontology annotation, molecular function: oxidoreductase activity, acting on the aldehyde or oxo group of donors, NAD or NADP as acceptor. The record is from RefSeq and is a predicted model, not a curated record.
CCUUUCACCUGUGUUUCAGGAACCAUAUCGGAAAUGCAGUUCUCUGGAAAGCCAGACUUACCUACCCCACUCACCAAUUUGAAGAUUCAGUAUACUAAGAUCUUCAUAAACAAUGAAUGGCAUAAUUCAGUGAGUGGCAAGAAGUUCCCUGUCCUCAAUCCUGCAACUGAGGAGGAAAUCUGCCAGGUAGAAGAAGGGGAUAAGGCAGAUGUUGACAAGGCAGUGAAGGCUGCAAGACAGGCUUUCCAGAUUGGUUCUCCAUGGCGUACUAUGGAUGCUUCGGAGAGGGGACGCCUGCUCUUCAAGCUGGCUAAAUUAAUUGAAAGAGAUCGUCUGCUCCUAGCAACAAUGGAGUCAAUUAAUGGUGGAAAAAUAUUUCAUUCAACAUACCUGAUGGAGUUAGGAGGGUGCAUAGAAACAUUACAGUACUUUGCAGGCUGGGCUGACAAGAUCCAUGGCUACACCAUACCAAGUGAUGGAGAUGUUUUCACUUAUACAAGACGUGAACCUAUUGGUGUUUGUGGCCAAAUCAUUCCUUGGAAUUUUCCGCUAGACAUGCUCAUUUGGAAGAUAGCACCUGCUCUUAGCUGUGGAAACACAGUGAUUGUCAAACCAGCUGAGCAAACUCCCCUCACUGCUCUUCAUGUUGCAUCUUUAAUAAAAGAGGCAGGGUUUCCUCCUGGCGUGGUGAACAUCGUCCCUGGUUAUGGGCCAACUGCAGGGGCAGCCAUCUCUUCUCACAUGGACAUCGACAAAGUGGCCUUCACGGGAUCAACAGAGGUUGGCAAAAUAAUCAAAGAAGCGGCGGGUAAAAGCAAUCUGAAGAGAGUCACCCUGGAGCUCGGGGGGAAGAGCCCCUGCAUCGUGUUUGCUGAUGCUGACUUGGAGCAGGCCGUUGAAUUUGCACACCAAGGGGUAUUCUUCCAUCAGGGCCAAAUGUGUAUAGCUGCAUCCAGGCUUUUUGUGGAGGAAUCAAUUUAUGAUGAGUUUGUGAGAAGGAGUGUUGAGCGGGCUAAGCAGUAUAUUCUUGGAAAUCCUCUGACUCCAGGAAUAACUCAAGGCCCUCAGAUUGACAAGGAACAACAUAAUAAAAUACUGGACCUCAUUGAGAGUGGGAAGAAAGAAGGGGCCACACUGGAAUGUGGAGGAGGACCCUGGGGGAACAAAGGCUACUUUGUCCAGCCCACGGUCUUCUCCAAUGUGACAGAUGAGAUGCGCAUUGCCAAGGAGGAGAUAUUUGGACCAGUGCAGCAAAUCAUGAAGUUCAAAUCUGUAGAGGAAGUGAUCAAGAGAGCUAACAAUACUCCCUAUGGCUUAGCAGCAGGAGUCUUUACCAAAGACCUUGACAGAGCCAUAACAAUCUCCUCUGCUCUGCAGGCGGGAACAGUGUGGGUAAAUUGCUACCUGAUGUCAUCUGCCCAGAACCCCUUUGGUGGAUUCAAGAUGUCUGGAAAUGGACGAGAACUGGGAGAAGAGGGUGUCCUUGAAUACACAGAGAUCAAGACAGUCACAAUGAAGAUCUCUCAGAAGAACUCCUAA